Messenger RNA from Xyrauchen texanus (razorback sucker), 3366 nucleotides. Its product is annotated as solute carrier family 35 member F4-like. The transcript has 7 exons. The record is from RefSeq and is a predicted model, not a curated record. NCBI's taxonomy places the organism in Eukaryota, Metazoa, Chordata, Actinopteri, Cypriniformes, Catostomidae. Gene Ontology annotation, cellular component: membrane. Bases 54 to 1445 code for a protein of 463 amino acids. Gene Ontology annotation, molecular function: transmembrane transporter activity. Gene Ontology annotation, biological process: transmembrane transport.
UAUGCCUAACGCUUGUCACCUAAAAGCUGCCGUUUUGCCCGCGUGGAUGUAAAAUGAGCAGCACGGAGACUCAUGAUUCGGGAGAGCAGCCCUGCAUUCGCCUGGAACACCUACCGGGCAAGAGCACGCACCUAGAGGGCAAGGCGUCUCCGCAGGUGAACAACCGCUGGGAUGUGCCACAAGUGACUGCCAACGGGAUGCAUGACAUCGAGGACCGAAUUUUACGAAUCACCGGCUAUUACGGUUAUAACCCCGGAUACUCCAGCCACAGAAGAGAGGAUGGCUCAGAAUCGCAAGCAGAAACUCCAGUCAGUGAAACCAGUGGAGAUGGCACUGCAUAUCAGACCUGCGCCAACACUAUACUCAAGGUGCUGGGAGGCCUGCUGGUGGUCUUGUGCGUCUCCUCGUCCUGGGUUGGCACCACACAGAUGGUAAAGCUCACGUUCAAGUCCUUUUCCUGUCCUUUUUUCAUCACCUGGUUUAGCACCAACUGGAACAUCCUCUUCUUCCCCCUCUACUACACUGGGCACGUGGCCACCACCAGAGAGAAGCAGACACCCAUUCAGAAAUUCAGGGAAUGUAGUCGCUUGUUCGGGGAGGAUGGAAUGUCUCUAAUGGUAUUUCUGAAGAGAACAGCACCUUUCUCUAUCUUGUGGAUGCUGACAAACUAUCUGUACCUGUUGGCGCUGAGAAAACUAACUGCCACAGACGUCUCAGCGCUCUACUGCUGCCACAAGGCCUUUGUCUUCCUCCUGUCGUGGAUCGUCCUGAAAGAUCGUUUCAUGGGUGUGCGGAUUGUGGCUGCCAUUAUGGCCAUCACGGGCAUUGUCAUGAUGGCAUAUGCUGAUGGUUUCCAUGGGGAUUCCUUUAUGGGUGUGGCCUUAGCUGUUGGCUCCGCCUCCACUUCAGCUCUCUACAAGGUGCUGUUUAAGUUGUUCCUCGGCAGUGCCAAUCUGGGCGAGGUGGCUCAUUUCUUCUCUACAAUGGGUUUCUUCAACCUCAUCUUUAUCUCCUGUGUUCCCCUCAUCCUCUACUUUACCAGAGUGGAGCACUGGGGCUCACUCUCAUCUCUACCCUGGGGUUAUAUGUGUGGUGUGGCCGGCCUUUGGCUAGUAUUUAACAUACUGGUCAAUGUUGGAGUGGUGCUCACAUAUCCUAUUCUCAUAUCUAUCGGAACAUUACUCAGUGUUCCUGGCAAUGCAGCCAUUGACGUGUUGAAGCACGAGGUGAUCUUCAGCAUGGUGCGUCUGGCUGCCACCUGCAUCAUCUGCCUGGGCUUCCUGCUGCUCCUGCUCCCUGAAGAGUGGGACACAGUCACCCUGCGCUUCCUCACUGCACUGGCUGACAAAAAAACGGAGGAGCACGGCGAGGAGCUCACCGAGUCCAGCAUUCACACACGCAGCCGGAGUAGAGCCAACGGAGCCAUAUCGAUCCCUUUGGCAUGACCUUUUAACCUGUCAGAGACCUAGGAAUGAGUAGCCAGUGGUCAAUAUAGAUCCAGCAUGCAGCAGAAUUUGGGCAAAUAGAACGGUCUUGUUAUAUUAAAGGUUUUUGAAAGCAUGGAAGGAGUCUUGAAGACAAACAGCAAAGUGGAGUGGAUGGUAUUUUCUUUAACAAUAACCACAUCAACCAAUCAGAACAGAUGUCAAAAGAGAUCAGAACAUGCUGUUACUGGCCUCCACCUUAAUGGAGAUAACAUAAGAGAUUUAUUGAGUGUUCCAAAAAUAACGUCCCGCUCUCUUAAAGGGAUAGUUCACCCAAAAAUGAAAAUUCUCUCAUCAUUUGCUCACCCUCAUCCCAUCCCACAUCAGGAUGAAUAAAUUAUGAGAAUUUUAAUUUUUUGGUGAACUAUCCCUUUAAAUAAAUAGUUCACCCAAAGAUGAAAAUUAUUUCAUUAUUUACUCACCCUGAUGUCAUUCCAAAACCAUAUGCUGUUCUUAUUUCUUUCUGAAAAACACUAUAGUAGACAUUUUAAAGAAUCUUUACACAGUUCUUCCCAUACAAGAACAAAUCUUAUUACAUGCCACUCUGGAAUACUCGAUUCUGAUUGGUCAAUUGCAGUAUCUAGCAGUCUGAUAUCUUCUGCUUCUCGGAUCACUGUGUAAUCUCUACAUGUAAGCUUAUAAAAUAAUGUAAAAACAAAUCAAUGUUUCAUGUCCAGUUAUUUAUUUAUUGGGCAAUUAGUCUUGUAAUAGACCGAAUAAUGAGGAAUCAGAUGGUAAUUUAAAAAAACAAAAUCACCAACAGAACUCUGACACAAACUGGAAAUGGAUUUCAGCUGUUAAAUGAUAUAUUUCUUCUCGCAUAAUUACAUAAUUUCAGCACAAAUCAAUAUUUUAUGUCCAUUUAUGCAGUAUAUUUAGCCGUGUAAUAAGUGGGAUAAUGUACAGUCAGCCGGUUGUUAUCGCAAAAUAAACGCCUUCAGUAUCAUGAUACAAGAUACCUGAUCACCCUGUCUGGCUUUAUUUUGCGUUAACAACGGGCUAACUGUACAUAAUACCUUACAAAGUGAGCAUGUCUGUUAAGCUCCAAAAAGGAAAGAAAAGAAGAAAAAAAAAGUCCAUAUGACUCUUUUAGUAACAGACUGAAAUUGAAGUUGUUAUUCACUGAUUAUCUUCACUUCUGCUAAAGCUUGAUUGUGUCAACGUCAUUAAAGCCAAAGUGGCAUUGGUUCUCAUGUGUUGUAACAGAAUCGUGAUUCAAAAGCAGGCUAGAUGCAAGCUUUGGCAGUGGUUGACAUUAUCAGUGAAUAACAUCCUCAUUUUUGGUCUAUUCUUCACAACAAGCUUUUGUAUGACUUCUGUAGACUUGGGAUAUAGUGCAUCGGUCAAAUUGACUACUUUUAUGGUCCUUUUUGGAGUGUGACAACCAUGGUCACUGUGAUCCGUCGUUGUAUGUCAGGAACGGCUGGGAAAUUUAUUAUUUUUUAUUUUUCAUUUGUGGGUGAACUAUUCUGUUUUCAAACAGGGGUAUUUACUGACAGUAUUUAUUUAUUUAUUUUUUACAAAAGGGAUCUAGUAUUCUCUUCCCAAAGUGAAGGACUUACAUUUCUAUGGGCAGAUUAACUCAUCCACUACAUAGAAAUGAAUGGACUUUCAGAUUAUCUCUCUCUGCACGCAAACCCUGCACCCCCCCAGCAAGCCCACCCCAUGGACUGUAUUCUGUGAAUAUAGACUCUGUCAGGGCCAGUUUGGCUCACUGUACACAUGAAUGCAUUCAGAAAUCAGAUAAACUGUAUAUGUAUAUGAAAUACAAGGAAUAUUUGCAUUGUAUGUAGUAGUGUUAGAUUGUAUAUAUGUAGAAGAAAUAUAUUAUGCUUUAAUGAAUGAGCCUUACAUUUCCUUUUAUAAUAAAAGACAAAAAUAA